Messenger RNA from Pelmatolapia mariae (spotted tilapia), 659 nucleotides. It is a transcript of the gene coa4, whose product is annotated as cytochrome c oxidase assembly factor 4 homolog, mitochondrial. The transcript is spliced from 2 exons. Gene Ontology annotation, biological process: mitochondrial respiratory chain complex IV assembly. The coding region runs from base 110 to 358 and encodes 82 amino acids. Gene Ontology annotation, cellular component: mitochondrial intermembrane space. The record is from RefSeq and is a predicted model, not a curated record. NCBI's taxonomy places the organism in Eukaryota, Metazoa, Chordata, Actinopteri, Cichliformes, Cichlidae.
CUCAAAUGUUACCCCUGCAGCGUCCUUGCAGGAUGGUUGUAAAAAGCCUGAAGUUAUGAAGAUUAGGACAAAAGUGCCUCGAUAGAGACAUUCGCCGAGAGACAAUAGGAUGGCGUCACCUCAUGACCGCGGCCGGAAAGAUGAUGAGGAUGACCCUGUUGAGCAGAUGAUAUCGCGCACCGGCUGCGCUGAGCUUCAUUACGCCAUCCAGGAAUGCAUGGCUGAACAUCAGGACUGGCGAGCAUGUCAAAGCCAAGUUCAGAUGUUCAAAGACUGCAUGAUGAAUUUCCAAAAGGCCCGAAAAGAACAGCUGAGGCAGCAGCAGCAGCCGCCCUCCACCAAGUCUGCGGCCAGCUGAAUUCAGAACAUCUUGCAAACACAUACAGUGCUGUGUUUGGGACUUGACUGACAACCUUAAAUUGCAAAGACUGUACCUAAUUUAAUCAUUAGUAAUGAAAAUAAAGCUCUGGCAGUAUCAUAAAAUCCCUACUUACAGUCUCAAGUGUGUGAUUUAGAGCCUGACUGAUAAUUGGGAUUUAAACGGCAAUAUGAAAUAUCACUUAACUUCAAUUAGCUUGUGUUUAAGUGUGUAUGUAUGUAAAGAAAUGCCAUACUAUGUGAUUUGUGAAUCAAAGUGCAUUUGAAAGUUAUCUUUUCAG